GCAUUAGGUCUACGUGUAAGCAUAAUCUCGAUCAAGAGCCUCUUCAAAAAUACUGUGUGUACAAUUCUUCAUUUUCAGCUUAAUCUGUUCUAGUCGUCAACAUGUCUGAAACAGAUCAAACAUACCAAUCGCCCCUGCCCAGUUCAGAUACUGUAAGUGAUAUAUUCCUAUGGAAGAAGAAGAAACAGAGUGUUCUUGUUCUUUCGAUAGCAACAGCAAUAUGGGUUUUGCUCAAAGUCUAUCGUUUCAACUUCCUGACUGUAAUUUCAUGGGCGGCGAUGUUUAUUGUUACUUCUUUGUUCGUUUGGGGCAACAUGCUUAGGUUCUUUAACAAAGAACCUCCAAAUUUGUAUGGAAUGUUGGAGGUAACUGAGGAGACGGCUUUGGGGACUGCGAAUACCAUUCGAGCAUGGAUUGAAGAAGGAAUUCGAUGGAUGUUUCGUGUGGCCGCGGAGAGAGAGUGGUUUGUAUUUGCCGGGACUGCCACAGUAUGGUUACUCUCUCGUGUAGGGAGAUACUUUGAUCUGCUCACCGUUCUUUAUACAGUGUUUGUAGAAAUGGUGAUCCUAUAUACUCCUUCAAAAUCCAAGAAGCUGGCUAAAUGUCCUUGUGGCAUGGAAUAUGGCGUGGUUAUGGGCAUGACUAUUCCUGUGAUAUAUGCGAGGUACAAGGAAAAUCUCAAGAGGAGUGAGGAGUGGGUGAAGGCACAGGCAAGAAGGUACUAUGACAUGGUGGAUGAAAAGGUAGUCAAGAAUAUAAAGAACAAGGUGACGGUCACCAAAGAGAAUUAUAAGGACAAGAAGGUAGAGUAGCUCGCUGCCGUCUCUGUAAUCUCUCGACUCUGGACCUUAACAGUCCAUCAGCUAUCUAGUGACCUGUAAAGUGAUAUCUUCUACCAUAUACUUCAUCGUUGUCUUUUCAUAGUGUAUAUAUUCAUGUAGUUCUAUCCCAUGUACAAGUAGAUUCCGUGUGACCUUGUGUAUCAUUGUCGUUGAAUGGCGAUGAUUAAUUACUGUAGUUAUUGCUUCUAUGAAUUUUGUUUUGGAAAAGAAAUUUAUUUCUUGCGUA
This is a messenger RNA of Rosa chinensis, 1068 nucleotides long. RefSeq names its product reticulon-like protein B13. The record is from RefSeq and is a predicted model, not a curated record. NCBI's taxonomy places the organism in Eukaryota, Viridiplantae, Streptophyta, Magnoliopsida, Rosales, Rosaceae.